Messenger RNA from Plasmodium adleri (nom. inval.), 1332 nucleotides. Its product is annotated as conserved Plasmodium protein, unknown function. The transcript has a single exon. NCBI's taxonomy places the organism in Eukaryota, Apicomplexa, Aconoidasida, Haemosporida, Plasmodiidae. The record is from RefSeq and is a predicted model, not a curated record. Bases 1 to 1332 code for a protein of 443 amino acids.
AUGAAUACAAAAAAUGACGAGAAUGGAAAUAUAAUAUUGAACUGUAAAAAUUUAAAAAGAAAUAUAAAAAGAAAAAUUGAAAACUUUUAUGAUCCCAAUUAUCUAGAUACUUUACACUAUUUAAAUAAAAGAAAAAAUAAUGGAAAAGGAUUAAAAAAGUAUAUAUUUGAAAAAAGUAAAAAUGAAAGUAUUAAAAUUGAUACAUCACCAUUAUAUAAUAAUAACAAAAGAAAAUUACAAUUAGAUAUUCCUGAUGUGAAGAAACAAAAAAUAAAUAACCAUAUUACAUCUAAUAUAUAUCAAAACCAUAAUGUUAUAAUAAAUAAUUUGUCAAAUGAAAAUUUAAAUAAUAUUUCUAAUCAUUCAGAAGUAAAAGAUUCACAUGAAUUAUUAAAUCCUUUAUCAUCUGAAAUAAUAAAAAGUGAAGAAAAUAAUAAUAUUAUUUAUAAUGAUAAUAAAAAAGAAAAUAUAAAACAGUUUUCCAUAGUACCAUUUGAAGAACAAAGUAAUACAAACAAUAUAUUAGUUAGUUUGGAUGAUAAUAAUAAUGAGAAUUAUAAUUUGAAAAAUGUUUUAAAUAUCUUAUAUAAAAAAGAUAUAUUUUAUAAUAAAUUAAAAAGUCAAAUACAAAAAAACAAACCACUCGAGAUUAAAUGUAUGGAUCUAAAUUUAUUAUUAAAUAAAUAUAAAAAUCAAAAUAAUAAUAACUCCUUUAAUUACAAUACAGAAGAUGAUAUUAUAAAUACAGAAGAUGAUAUUAUAAAUACAGAAGAUGAUAUUAUAAAUACACAUGGUGAUAUUAUAAAUACACAAGAUAAUAUUAUAAAUACACAAAAUCAUAGUGAUAUCAAUAAUGUUAAUUCUAAUGAGAAUAUAAUAUCAUCCUUACAUAGUAUUCAACAAGAACCUAUAUAUCUAUAUAAUAAGAAUGAAAUAAACAUGGACAGCUCUAACGUGAAUAAUUCCACAUCAUAUAAUAAUAAUUCAAAUACUACAAAUUAUGGAAAAAAAUUUAUUAAUGAUUACCAAAUAAAUAAUUAUGAUAAUAAUAUUUUUCUCAACAAGGAUAAUAAUUAUAUGAAUAAAAGUUCUCAAAAUAUAAAACAUUGUAAUUAUACGAUUGAUAAUACAAAUAUAAAUCAUUAUAAAUAUUUUCCAAGCACAAAAAAUAUAAAUUAUUUAAAUGAUAAUAUGGAUCAUUAUAUUUAUGAAAAUAUUAUCAAUAUUAAUAAUUUCAAUAAUAAAAACCAAAUUCAUAACAAUGUAUAUAUUUCCAAUUUUAAUAUUAAUAACAAUAAUGAUAAUAUCACAUAUACUAACAACAUACCAUGA